This is a messenger RNA of Ictalurus furcatus (blue catfish), 2894 nucleotides long. It is a transcript of the gene akap1a, whose product is annotated as A kinase (PRKA) anchor protein 1a. The record is from RefSeq and is a predicted model, not a curated record. The transcript is spliced from 10 exons. Bases 503 to 2710 code for a protein of 735 amino acids. Gene Ontology annotation, molecular function: RNA binding. Lineage: Eukaryota; Metazoa; Chordata; Actinopteri; Siluriformes; Ictaluridae.
UAUGUGUAUGUCAAUGUCAUUUGUUGUGCCUGGCUGAUUUUACAGAUAUUUAAAUAGAUUUAUAACAUACUAUGCAGAAUAUAUAUAUAUAUAUUUUUUUAGAAGGCAAACGUGUGUGUGUGUGUGUGUGUGUGUGUGUGUGUGUGUGUAAAAAUUUCCUAACAAUUUCUGGUGUAAUUAGGCAAAGAACAAUUAUUACUGGUCAAAAGAUUUUGGCAAACUUUGGUUUAUUAAAAAAAAGAUCCACUGAGUCGUUUGGGAGUCAAGUUAUGAAUGAUCAUCUUUGUAUUUCUGGUCAAGAUUAAUUUCCUGUAGACAUACUGGUCUGUAUCUUGAUCGGCUAAUUGAACUUUCCACAGUUUAAUAGAAUGGAGAACGGACAUUUUUGUAUAAUUCCUUUGGUUGUACUAAUUUGUGUUAUUCGCUCACCUUAUGCCACACCAGUUAAUUUUCUAUGUUCUUUGUGGUCCGGACAGGUUAAAGUGGUGCCAGUGACUAGAAAAUGCUGCAGUUGCCUCUCAGGCCUCUUGUGCCUCUAUCGGCACUCGCUCUGCUCGGCUGGUGCUGGUACACCUUUAGGAGGAAGAGGAACCCAUGCGAGAGGGCUGAGGAAGGAUUGUUGUGCUCCUCUGCUGCUAGAAAGCAAAGUAUGGCGGCGAACGUUGCGAUACAGGAAGCCGCUGCCGAUGGAAGUGCACUGGCAGCACAGGAUGUGAUAAAACACUGCCAUUUUCACUCACAGGAAAAACAAGAGGGUGGCCAAAAUUUGGACUGUAACUUCUCUCAGCUUAGCAGUACCACGGAUGACUCGUCUGUCACGUCUGGGGCCUCACAAGCCACCGUUCUCGUCUCUACGCCGAUUGUACGACUUCUAAAAGGAAUUCGUCCGGAACCAGAAGGGGAGGUUUCCAGAGCUCAAGCGUCUCUACUUCUGGCCGAGAAGCCAGAAAUGGAGCCGGAAAAGCAGGACGACACCAUUAAAGGUCUCUCGGACUUUAAAGUGAUCGAGACUGAGGCUUUCGCAGAGCAGCCCACAAGGAUCGUGUGCCCUGAAGAACAUGGAGUCACUAACGGGUCUGAAAAGCGACGUGAAGGAGGCCCGAGCGAAGUCGAUGGGCUGGCCGUCGAGGUUCUCGACGGUGCUACGGGAGAGAUCCCGGCAAUCGGUGGUGGCAUUUUAAAAAGAAAAAGUCCCUCGGAACCGAGGGUAACUCCACAAAGCCAAGUGCGACUUCGAAAAGAAAUCGACGAGAAUAACAGUUUAGCGGUCACUAAGGAAGAUCUUGGUGCUCUUACUCAGACAGCGGAGGAAAGCGUCUCUUCGGCACACAAGCCGAGUAACCCCCCUUCAGCGUUCCCAGCAGGAGAGGAUUCAGGUUGUAGCACGUGGCGUUCAGAGGAUAGCGUAGACGCAGAGAAAGCUUCAAGCAAGUCUCGAGCUGUGGAGAAGACAUCAUCCGCUGUUCCGUUAUCUUCAGGAAGUCGUUACGCCGUAGCCCGAAAAAAUGAAAAACUCUCAAGACAAAAGUCAGAUGCCUCUAAAGGUGCUAACGGAGUACAGUGUGUGAACGGAGAGAGCAGAGUCACCAGCAAAAGAGCCACGCAGUCUAGUUCACCCCACACUCUGUGGAACAUCGAGGUGCCAUCUCACCUCAUUGGGCGAUUAAUUGGAAAGAAAGGGACGUAUAUCACUUCCUUGAAGGAAAGUUCUGGCGCGAAGAUCUACGUGUCAACUCUUCCAUACACGUACGAGUUUCAGGUCUGUCACAUCGAGGGGUCUGAGGCGCAGGUGGAAAAAGCUCUGGCGCUGAUCAGAAAAAAGUUCAAAGAUUUGGAUUUGAGCAACCGGCUGAGCAGUUUACAAUCUGCUGCAGUCCAUCCACUACCCGUCACUUCCUGGCUACUGCUCCCUCAGGACAGAACUGUGGAGGUAAUCGUACCUCGGGUGGAGGCUGCAAACUACCUGUUUGUUCAGCAGCACACACACCCCACCUAUUACGGCCUGCACGGUCUCUCAGAGCAGAUGCUCUUCUGCUACAGCCAUUCAGGAUGCCCCAGCCUGCCCACUCCUGUGGAAGGUACAUCAUACCAGCAAGCUCUCUAUAUACACACACACACACACUGCAUUCAGGUCUUGCCCUUUCCUGUUGGGUAUCUCCCCUUCAGCUUGACUUUUACACAUCCUGAUUUGGAUCCACUCUGUCCUUUACGUAAUUUUUUUUUUUUUUUUUUUUUUUUUUUAACAAACGUACACAAUACAUGCAAACAUCUCAAUUCUGAGCUUUUGAAUAAUAUCGUUUCCAUCUUCCUCACAGCAGGAGUGUUGUGUGCGGCCCCGUCUCCCGACGGUGCCUGGUGGAGAGCUCAGGUUAUCCAGCAUUACAAAGACUCCAACUUCGUACAGAUCAGAUACGUGGACUACGGAGGCUACGUGACCGUUCACCUCGCUUCUCUGAAGCAGAUCAGGUCUGAUUUCAUGACAUUGCCUUUCCAAGCGUCUGAAGUUAUGUUGGAAAACAUCGCGCCUUCGCCAGGAACGGGGAAGUUUUCAACUGAAGCCAAAGAGGCUCUUGAGGAAUUAACACAAGGCGUUCCUUUAAUCAUGAAGGUGACUGGUAGUCAGAACGGACUGCCCUUAGUGCACAUGUGGAGAUAUAGAGGAGAAGAGAGUGAUAUCUGCAAGGAACACGUGCUACAAUCCUCGAUCUAGGAAAAGGAUACCGCGCCGAUAUUAUUGACAUCCGGUGCUUUUUAGAAGCUCUCGAGUUCGAUCGUCAGAAGAUUGGUUAAUGACCCAGUGCUUGAAGUCUCAAGUCAUCACCUGUACACGACCAGUUAGAAACUUCGGCCCUUCUUCCCAGGACCUCCAGAUUUACACUGAGGAAUCAAAACAG